AUGGCUGUCCAUCUCCGCACGCAGGGGAAUGGGACCUACGGGCUGCAGCUGGUGGGGCAAGAAGGAGGCGGCGACGGUCUCAGCCGCCGCCAGCGUGUCGGCCAUCCGGGCGAUCGACGUAAGGAAGAGAUCUGCGCCACGGGUGACAGAGUCACCGAGUCCUGCCCCCAGGUGCAGGCAACCUUCGUGCAAGGGCGACGUCAGCCCCAUGCUCCGUCAAAGGUGGAUGUCGGCAACCCCCAGUGCGGCCCAUGUGCCCCAGGCGUUCCGGGAAACGAGACUCUCCUGCCCGAUGGGGUGUUGCUGCGAUGCUUGCCCGCAUUCCUCAUCUGGCACCCGGCUCUGAAGUUCCCAUCCUACUACCGGGUGAUGCUGUCCUUCGAGGACGGAGACCGCCAGAAGCUGGAGAAGAUGACCAACGAUUUUGGCGGCGAUCUGCACCCUGCGGUGGACGCGCACGCUCCCGAACUGUUGCGCCACUUCUGUGACGUCGUGGGCUUGAAUGCCUCCAAAAUCAGGUUCGAAUGGGAGGCUGUGGACCAGGAGAAGUUGACCCAGGAUCCCGUUCGGAUGCGCACCCGCGCCACGCUGAUGACCUCGUCAGGCAUCAUGCCGUGCAAAACGUUCCGGGGGCUCUCGGCCGAGGACGAAGCAGUCAAAUGGAGGGCUGAAUUCCGGGGUCCGGUGGCGACGAGAUUGCAGCAAUGGCAACUACACGAUCGCUAUUUGUUGUGGAAGGAGGAGAUUUUGGACUAAAUAGUCGUUGUUUUUUAAACACUAUAUUCAGCUUACUUGCUUCGUGGAACCAUAGAGAAAUUAAGCUCGUCGCGCUCGAACCUUCAUGCGCACCCUUUCCUCACAUGUCCGCACCGGCUCCCAGUUGGCACGACCCAGGUCAGGGCUCGCUAUUACCGUUAGUUUUGCUGCGUUUAGAAGAACCCCGCAUUAUGGUGCACUAGGCGAAUGCUCUGGUAGUGGCAGAUCUCGAC
Molecule: messenger RNA, 989 nt
Organism: Aspergillus novofumigatus IBT 16806
Lineage: Eukaryota; Fungi; Ascomycota; Eurotiomycetes; Eurotiales; Aspergillaceae
Exons: 3
Coding region: 1-756 (251 amino acids)
Source: RefSeq, a predicted model, not a curated record